CAGACGGACGCGCCCUUUCGUUCCUCCGAUUGCAGUUGUUUCGAAAAAGCGCGAAAACUGAAAAUUCUCAAAAACAAAAAAUAGAGAAAACGCCUCCUACCUUGCAAGCAAGGUAUAACAAUUUUUUUCGAGUGUGCAGUGUGAAAAGAGCCGGGUCAAAAAAAUAGCAAAACGAGAAAACAGAAGACGGAAAUGAAGCCAGCAAGUUGUGUGCAUAUCGGAGAAAGUAACGGAAAUUAAAAUUUGCAUAUAUGCAGAGGGCGGCGGGCGGCGGUGGGCGUUUAAGCGGUAUGCGGUAUGCGGUGAGCGGUGAGCGAUGAAGAUGGAAAUUAAGAUGAAAGCGAACCCGCAACUGACCGAAGCCAGACUCAAGUGCCAGAUCUAACUGCAGACUCGUGCGCAAUCCAACCCACCAGCCGAAACUCGAGCGAAAGAAACAGCAAAUAAAAGAAAGAAGGCACCAUUGCCUCCCAGGAGCAAUAGUCAGAGUCCAGAUCCGAAAGUCCAGGGCAGAAAGCAGAGAGAUGCCGUCGCCAGGACACACAUCAUUCUGCUGCUCCACGGCAGGAUUUAUCGCUUGCUCAGCAAUCGUUCUGCUCUGCAGUUCCGAGGUCCUGUCCAGUUGGGAAGAGUGGUGGACAUACGAUGGCAUAUCCGGACCUAGCUUCUGGGGCCUCAUCAAUCCGCAGUGGAAUAUGUGCAACAAGGGGCGCCGCCAAUCGCCCAUCGACGUGGUGCCCGACAAGCUGCUCUUCGAUCCCUACCUGCGACCCCUGCACAUCGACAAGCACAAGGUGUCCGGCACGCUGCACAACACGGGCCAGUCGCUGGUCUUCCGGGUGGACAAGGACACCAAGCAGCACGUGAACAUCUCCGGCGGACCUCUGGCCUACCGCUACCAGUUCGAGGAGAUAUACAUCCACUACGGCACGGAGAACGUCCGCGGAUCCGAGCACUUCAUCCAGGGCUACAGCUUUCCCGGCGAGAUCCAAAUCUACGGGUUCAACAAGGAGCUGUACCACAACAUGUCCGAGGCGCAACACAAGUCGCAGGGAAUCGUGGGCCUCUCGCUGAUGGUGCAAAUCGGCGAGACGCCCAAUCCGGAGCUGCGGAUCAUCACGAGCACCUUCAACAAGGUGUUGUACAGAGGCUUCUCCACGCCCAUCCGGCACAUAUCCGUGAGGUCGCUGCUGCCGAACACGGACCACUACAUCACCUACGAGGGCUCCACGACGCAUCCUGGCUGCUGGGAGAGCACCGUCUGGAUCAUAGUUAAUAAGCCCAUCUAUAUCACCAAACAGGAGUUGUACCAACUCCGACGACUGAUGCAAGGCUCCGAGAGUACACCAAAAGCUCCACUAGGUAAUAAUGCGCGGCCCGUGCAAAGUUUACACCAUAGAACCGUAAGAACGAACAUAGAUUUUAAGCGCAACAAGUAUCCAAAACUCUCUUCCAAAACAUUGACAGAAUCAAUAUGCGUGCCCCUCGAUGUACAAGGACAUGUACUAUCGGGCGAAUCGAUGGUCACCCGACACGGGACUUUUGAUACGUUGACAACUGGGCAGGGAGUGCUGCGAAAAGCAAUUAUUAUUAUUGCUAUUAUUAUUAUUAUUAUGCGUGGUAAAUAAUGUUACAGCAAUUACAACUAUAAUGACAACAACUGGUUACAAAAACAUCAACAACUGAGGCUGGCAACGAAGCAUUUUGCAUUUUUUAUGUCGCAUUCAAUUUUUAUAUUCAUGUUUACAACACGAACUCAGGAUUCGUUUGGCUUGCAAUUGCAAUAUUCCUACGGCAGCAGCAGCGCGGCAAUUUGUAUUAUUUAUUUCAUUAUUAUUAAUAAUACAACAACAGGACAAAUUUAGGUAACAAACGCAUGCAAAAAGCGGAAAAAGAAUGCUUAUAGAACGAGAAUAACAAUAGAGUAAAUUCCAUGCCAAACGCAAAUGCUAAAUUUAACAAACACACAGACACUAGCAAAAAGCAGCAAAUAGUAGCUUAAAAUUUGCGUAAAAUUGUUAUUGCAAAUAUAUUUUUGUGGAAGAGCAUGAGAACUUAAUUCAAUGAAAUUCAAUACCAUUCGGUUUUUUCUUGGAUUUCUGCAUAACACAAAAAAAGCACGAGUCCGCCGUAGUUUCUUGUUUGCCAGGCUUAAAUUUGUAAAUUUAAGCGUGUUAAUUAAAUAAACAAGGACUCCUGCUUUUCAAUCACCUAGUUUUCAAUAGAUAUUCAUAUCGGAAAGGAAAUCUGGUCGAUUAAAAAGCUUAGAUUUAUUCCGGACUCAUUUAAAUAUUUCCAAUUCAAUGCAUUCCAUAUAUUUAUAAUUAUUUGUGAUUUGCCUCCAAAACAAUUCAGCAAAUAAAGAGAAACAAUGUUAUAAGAACAGGAAAAAAAGCGACUACAAAGUGAAAUAUGAGAAUUUCCGUAAACUGGAUGGGUGGACAAUAACUAACAAACAAAACAAAACGAAACGAAACGAAAGAUAAAUGAAAAGAUGGAGAGGAAAUAUAAACAAAUGGCAACAGAAAUUAACAAAAAGUAAAUAUUCAUAUAAAUAUACACAAAAGUAAAGGUAUCUAUAUAUAAAAGCAUAUAUAUACACACAUAUAUAGACCACUCAAUCAGGGGGCAGCCACAGAUUUCUCUAGAGAUUUGGAAUCUUGUAAAAACAAAAUUAUUUUGCCAAAGGACAUUGGGCUAAAAAUCUUUCCAAAUGGAUUUCAAACCUUCGUACACCGUUUAAUACUCUAAGGACAUCUGUGGCACCCCUGUAUAUAUAUACACUAUACACACUAUAUGUAUGAAUGGAAAAGUGCAGUAACUAAAAUAAAACCAAAAACGAAAACCAAUGUCGGUACACUAUAUAGGAUGGCUAUGUAUAACUCCCACAACCGAAGAUACAUCCACACACACCCAAAGCAUCUAUACGCGUCUAUAUACUUGGCUUCGAAAUCGAUGAUCUCGCAGGACAUCCCAUCCUCAGUUAGCGGCCAUCUAUAUAUCUAUACAUCUAUAAACCUAGUCACCAGUCAUGGAGUAUACACCAGCUAAAGGAAUGGGCUACAAAACGUAAUCCAACUCUAAAUGGCAAGCAUUAGAAUUAACUAACUAACUAACUAAUUAAUUGAUUAACUAGCCGUGUUGCUAACAAAAACCCAAGAAAAUCAAAUUCGAAUUAAUGAGUAAACAAAAAACUAAAUAUAUAUAUAUAUAUAUAAACAACAUUUUUUUUUGAAGGAAAACAGUGUUGUAAAGUGCUGUAAAGACAAGUAUUGUGGCUAAUGUAGAACCUAAGUUACUGAAUAGCAUUUAGCAGUUAGCAACACCUGAGUUUGUAUUAUAUACACGAAUAUAUAGUAUACCUAAACAUAUAUCAGAUCCGUUCAAUUCCCACAUUCGCAGCUGUCGAGCGACACUUUGUGCAAUUAUUUCUUUGGGCCAAAAAGCAACCAACUAACUAAGGAACAUACUAACUAGCCGACCAGUUAGGCCCCCCCGAUUAUGUGUAGAGCAUUAACUAAUUGUAUAAAAGCUAAGGGGAUCGAAACGAAUUCCUCAACUCGGUAACACUUUGCUACGACUGUAAGUUACUAUUGUGUUGCCAUAUGAAAACAAAAUGAAAAUUAUAAGGAGCAGAAACUAUAUAUAUAUAUACACAUAUAUAUAUAUAUAAAUUAUACAAAUUCUAUAUAUAUGUAACUAUAAAUGCAAGAAUUACUAAGCAUAGUACAGGUUAGCGGCAAUGAAAAGAGAAUGUAUUGUUUCCCGAGAAAAACGAAAUUGGAGAAUGCAAAACUAAUAAAUGAAAAGCGAAG
Drosophila rhopaloa is the source of this 3815-nucleotide messenger RNA. It is a transcript of the gene CARPA, whose product is annotated as carbonic anhydrase-related protein 10. The transcript is spliced from 8 exons. Lineage: Eukaryota; Metazoa; Arthropoda; Insecta; Diptera; Drosophilidae. Bases 525 to 1628 code for a protein of 367 amino acids. Gene Ontology annotation, molecular function: carbonate dehydratase activity; zinc ion binding. The record is from RefSeq and is a predicted model, not a curated record.